AUGGAAUCAGCAUCAGAGCCUCCGCCUCGGCCGGCUCCGGCGCCGGCGAAAGCAAACUCAAGUUCUCCGUCAAUUUUUGCCGUUCUGAAAGCCUACUCGGUUCCUCUCAUCCUAUUCGUCGCUGCGCUGUUCUUCCAGCUGGUGGUCACUCCUCGCUCUUUUCCGCCUACGCAUUACAAUGUUUUGGGAGUGCCGAAUUAUGCAUCAAUUGAAGAAGUUACAGAGGCUUACGAGAAGCUUGUCUCUCAAAAGGUCUCAACUGCAUCAGUUACUCCCGUCGAAGAGAUGAUAAAGGCCCGAUAUGCGUUGGAGCUGUUGACGAAUGAAAUAUGGAAGCGAGAUUAUGACAAUUUCGAGAUUGAUGAGCAAUCGCACGUGAUCAACAAGAUCAAGGACCAAUAUGCUGAUGCUGGUUUUUCUGGAAUUAGCGGUGCAGUGAUGGAGCCUAAUACUUUUGAUCCAGUAGUGCAUUCUUUUGGUGUCAUUAACUCCGAUAACUAUCUCUCCCAAUUCAGAAGCGACAAAGCAUUACUCAUUCAGGUUUAUUCAAUUGGUAGCAACCGCUGUGCUAACUUUUCUGACACAUGGAAAAGAAUUGUUGCUUUGUUUGAUGGUGUCGCUAAUACUGGAAUGGUCGAACUCGGUGAUGUCCGCCUUGCGGCACACUUAGCAGAGAAGAAAUCUAAUGGACGACCUUUCUUCAGAAAUGGGCUGCCAACACUAUUGGCUUUUCCCCUUGGAUGCAGUAGUCCACGUUGUCUUCAUAGGUAUAGCGGAGAACUUUCUGUCGAUGCAGUUGCUGAUUGGUUCGCCACAACCAUCCUAGGUUUGCCCCGGAUUUUGUACUACUCAAAGGAGACGAUGGUACCAAAUUUUCUGGCCAAAGUCAAACCUCACAAGGUUAGAGUCAUCUUCUUCUCGAAAACUGGAGAGCGGGCCUCACCAUUUAUCCGUCAAGCUGCUAAAACAUAUGGGACAUAUGCAGCUUUCGCAUUUACGCUAUGGACUGAAGAUGACUCUACUUUCUGGUGGAAUACGUUUGGUGUUGAAUCUGCUCCUGCAAUUGUUUUCCUGAAGGACCCUGGUGUUAAACCUUUUGUAUACCAUGGUUCAGUUAACAAUUCAAAGUUCGUAGACAUUAUGGAGAAGAACAAAUAUCAGGUGCUUCCACAAUUAAGAAGCGUGACUGCAUCAGAAUUGGGUUGUGAUGCUCGAGGUUACUCCCGUGCUGGAAGUGGGGUUAAUAUUUGGUACUGUGUCAUUCUGGCGGGUAGGAUGAGCCAGGAACUGAAUGCAAUGCGUGAAACCAUGCGUAGGGUCCAAGAAACCUUAAACAACAAUAUGGAGGCACCUGCGGCACUAGCCAUGAAACAGAAACGGCUGACUUUGACCUGGCUUGAUGGGGAGGCGCAGCAGAAAUAUUGCUUAUUCUGCAUGAAUUCGGAGGAUAGCUAUGAAACAUGUGGCUCAAGAAAAGCCAUGAUAGAUGUACCUCGACUACUUAUUGUUCGUUAUGAAAGGAAUGAGACUGAUGAUGUGAUUGAUGUUCCAAAAAAGCCAAGAAAUUUGUUUGAAGCAUUGAAUCAUGAAGAGGCAGAUCCUGCAUCUCAAUUAGUGGCCAAGUACAAGGGUUCUAAUGAGGUUUCUGAGAUCAUUAAUUGGAUUUCCAAGAUUAUAGAAGAUGGAGACUCCAGAAAUCUCCCAGCUUUUAAAACAAAAAGUCCCGAGCUUGUACCAGAGGAUGCAGAGUCCUUGUGGUCAGCUGGUCCUCAGAAGAUUGUUUCCUCUAGCAAGGAUAUGAAGCAGGGGAUCAGUGGCUUUCUGGACAGCAUGCAUGACAUAUUCAGUGAUCCUCGGAUCGGGCCAUUUUUGCUACUGGGAGCAUUGAUGUUGUUUGGUCGUACAUGGCUGCGGAGAAGUCAACCAGCUCAAAAAGAUGUCCCAAACCCUUCAAAUCCAUCUACUGAUGAUAAGGAAAGGCUUAGAGAAAAGCGCAGAACUCAACCACGAAACAGCCUUGUACCUCCUUCUAUGACAGAUGUGGCGCCAGAGCUGGCUUCUCAAAUUGAGCUUUCAGACUCUGAUUCUGACUAUUUUCGCAAGCUUUCUAUUCUUAGUGCUUUUAUAUUCUUUGCAGUUGAACAGAAACUAGAUAAUAACUUUUAUGUUGCUUCACCUGAGGUAGAUAUGGGGAAGGAUUCCAAGCCAAAGGAAGGUGGGAAAGGUAAAGGGAAGCAGGCUGCUGGUAGUAGCGAUGAUGGUGGUUCCAAGGGUAAAGGAAAGGGUGGGAAGUCUUCUGAUGGACUUGGGACCUGCACAUAUGUUAAAGCUAGGCACAUCUUAUGCGAGAAGCAAGGGAAGAUCAAUGAAGCUUACAAGAAACUGCUAGAUGGCUGGCUCAGUAAUGGGGAUAAGGUGCCUCCAGCUGAAUUUGCUAAGCUAGCAGCAGAGUAUUCUGAAUGUCCAUCUGGGAAAAAAGGUGGCGACUUGGGAUGGUUUCCGCGUGGUAAGAUGGCUGGUCCAUUUCAAGAAGUUGCCUUCAACACAGUUGUCGGAGCUACAAGUGCACCAUUCAAAUCAACGCAUGGAUAUCACAUUAUUUUGUGCGAGGGGCGGAAAAAUUGA
Oldenlandia corymbosa var. corymbosa is the source of this 2625-nucleotide messenger RNA. Lineage: Eukaryota; Viridiplantae; Streptophyta; Magnoliopsida; Gentianales; Rubiaceae. The record is from the annotation of a GenBank genome assembly.